AUGUCUUCAAAAUUUCAGAAAUUGAUUUUUUGUUUAUACUUCCUGUGCUUCGCUCUGACCAUCGUUGAUGCUGUCACCAUAACUCUUCAAGAUUGCCUGAAGCAAGUUCAAGGGAAAAAGGUAUUUCCCAAUGACGCCGAAUAUUCUCAAGAUAUCAUUGACGAGAAUACACGUAUCUCCUAUGAUCCCGCUGCAAUAGUCUACGCCUCCUCAACUAACGACGUUCAAAUAUCAGUAAAAUGCGCUACCACCUUGAAAAUUGGAGUUACGGCAAGAUCGGGUGGUCAUUCGUAUGAGAACUAUUGCCUAGGCGGUAGAAAUGGGAUUUUAGUGGUGGACAUGACAGACUUAAAUAACAUUAACAUUGAUUCCAAGAAAAAGACUGCAGUCAUCGGCGCAGGAAAUAGGUUAGGUACUAUAUAUAACACCUUAAGUAAAUCGGGAUUUUUAAUACCUGCCGGAAGUUGCCCCAGUGUUGGCAUGGGCGGGCAUAGUUUGGGUGGGGGUUACGGAUUAUAUGGACGAAAAUUUGGCUUGGCAUCAGAUAACAUAUUAUCGAUCGACAUGGUAAACGCAAACGGAGAUCUAAUAACGGCCAACGCUAACAAGAACUCGGAUUUAUUUUUUGCUCUUCGUGGCGCCGGGGGCGGAAGUUAUGGAAUUGUUACGGAAAUAACAUUUAAGCUCUCACCUACUCCCUCCACGGUCACCUCUUUCAGUUUCGACUAUGAGCUAUCUAACAUUCAAUCAGCUUUUAAUGCACUCAAUCGACUCGGUUCAGGUAUCCCAGCCGAGGUAACGAUGUCAUUGUCGAUCUCUCAAAAUACUGCACAGAUUGUCGGUGUUUACCUUGGACCAAGUGCGUCAGCUAGAUCUGUCCUAGCAAAUUUUAUAAAGUCAUCGAGUCCUACGGGUACGCAAUUUUUCGAAGAAUCAUUCUUCUCAAGUGUCGUCCGAUGGGGAUAUCAAGGUGUCCAGGGGACGAUAAACCCCACUCAUCAUCCAAAUAGUUUUAAAGCAAAAUCAUUUUUCGUGGGAUCACCUGGGCUUACUAGUGCGGGAGUAAAGGCCCUCACCAACUUUAUCAGCACGAUACAAUGUUCGACCUUUGCCGAAACUGAUUUAAUUGGAGGCGGAGCCGUGAAUUCGAUUGCUGCCAACGAAACGGCGUUUGUACACCGAGACUCUCUGUACAUGAUACAAUUAUACACCACACUGACAGGUGAUGAAUCCACCGACAAGACGUGUCUGAGCAAGCUUGCGUCAUUUGGUGUUAGUUUUCAGCAAAAGUUCACCAGCUUUUUUAGUUAUCAAAAUUAUAUUGAUCGGGAUUUAAAAGAUUGGCAACAUAGAUAUUACGGAUCAAAUUUCGGAAAACUGGUUAAUGUGAAGAAUAAAUAUGAUCCGAAGAAUGUAUUCAACUUCCCUCAGAGUAUUCCCUUGAGUGCCAGUUAA
This is a messenger RNA of Acaulospora colombiana, 1455 nucleotides long. The record is from the annotation of a GenBank genome assembly. NCBI's taxonomy places the organism in Eukaryota, Fungi, Glomeromycota, Glomeromycetes, Diversisporales, Acaulosporaceae.